GAUUCCUCCAGUGAGGAAACUCGUGUUGCUGCUGCUGCCGCCGUUGUGAUUCCUGGUACCCCAGGGUCUUUCUGGCAGACAUUGCUUAUUUUAUUUUCAGUAGAGUGUGGGAAAUGAAAGCCUAAAAAGGCCUCAGCGUUUCUGUUCACUGCAGAGCAGUCUGGGUCAGUGCGAGAGAGGAGUUGGCUGCCCAGAGCGGUCCAAGUCUCACAUGCGGCUCGAUGGAAUCAGACAUGGCGUGCAUUCCCACCUUGUAUCUACAUCAGGAUCAGACUCUUCAUUAUAUUCAGGUUUUGCCAAAGACGGUGACGAUGGCCUCAUCCCAAGAAAGUGCCCUGUGUGAUUUUCUAGUAACCCCGCUGCAGCGCAUGCAUCUCAUCCGUGUGGACUCAGUCCAGCGCUGGAUGGAGGAGCUGAGGUACAUGAGUGAGGUGGAGUGUAUGUGCAUUCUGCAGUCAAAGCCCAUCAGCGUGGAUGAGGACGUGCAGAGCGAGCUCAUCGUGAACCCCGAGCAGCCGAGUCGGGAUGGCCUGCACGCUUUACUCAAGAGAGCCCUCAUCGUGAGCGGCGAGCUCAGCAAGCUCUUCCAAAAGCUGGAGAAGAACCGGUGGCAGAGAGCGCACAGUACGGCGGUCAGGACCAACUGCCACGUCCGCUCACUCGUCAACGAGUACCACAGCUUGGCCAGGAGCGCUUCAGCCGUGCGCCAGCAGUCAGAGCAGCUGCUGCUGGACAAGUGCAUGGAGCUGACGGUCCUGACUGAAAGGUGCACUCACACAGAUGACGAAUACUUUCUGAAGACAAUGAAAGAGUCCAUACUGGAAAUCUUAACAGCUGUUGAGGAGUCGUUCAGCGAGAUGAUUGAUGCUGCUCUCACCGGCGAAAUUCAGGUCUUGCUGAGACAGCUCGAGUCUUCGGAUAACACGUGCGCCAUCGGAAUGGCCAUCGACAGCCUCCUGGACCUGACGCAGGAAGGCGCCCAUCUGUGCAGCAUGCUGGCAAAGGAAGGAGCUGUUGUGGCCCUCUUCAAGAUCUGUCGACAGGAUUGCUUCAGAAGCCUUUACGCCUCGGCUCUGAGGACGCUGGCAUCCGUCUGUUGUGUAGAUGAAGGAAUUCAGCAGCUGGAAAAGGUGGACGGCAUCCUGUGUCUGGCAGACAUCCUGGCGGAUGAGAGCAUCAAUGAAGCGACGCGCUCGGAGGCCGCAGCGGUGGUGGCGCAGAUCACAUCGCCACACUAUGCCUUCACGCAGCACCUUAGCAGCUUUCUGGAGAACAUGGAGGACAUGGUGACAGCCCUGCUCAAUCUCUGCCAGAAUGCAUCCUCGGGUGAAGUCUUCCUGCUGGCGUCGGCCGCUUUGGCCAACAUCACCUUCUUAGACACCAUGGCCGGCGAGAUCCUUCUGCAGCUCGGUGCUAUUGGUGUCCUCUUUGAGGCCUUCCAAGACCAGCGGCGUGUGGACACACCUUACUCCAAGGAUCAGGUGGUGACCAUACUCGCCAACAUGUCUGUGCUUGACCAGUGUGCCUUAGAAGUGCUCCAGCACAACGGUGUGGAAUGCCUCUUGGCAAUGCUCUCUGAGAAGCCAUCGUCCUCCAGCCCUGCAGAGGGUGCUGCUUGCGAGCGGGUGCAGCAGAAGGCAGCGGUGACACUGGCCCGUCUCAGCCGACACCCACUCGUUGCACAGGCUGCUGCCCAGAAGCACUGUAUCCCACGGCUAAUAGAGCUCUGCCGCUCGCCGGCCGAGAGGAACAACAGCGACUCUGUUUUGGUGGCCUGUCUGGCCGCCCUUCGGAGACUUGCAGCCAGCUGUCCUGAGCGCAUCCAAGACUCGGAUUUUCAGCAGCUGAUUAAGCCCAGGCUGGUGGAUUCCUUCCUGCUCUGCUCCAACAUGGAAGAGAGUUUUGUGUAGUGACAGUGUGCCCCAGAACUCUCGCCAGCUGGUGGGCGACCUCUACUCUAUUAGACACCAAAGACCUAAUUCAGCCACAUUUACCGCUUUGUCAUGGAGGCAACACCUCCACAUAGGUGAUGUUUGAAUAAACAUGGCCGGGUGAGGGCA
Messenger RNA from Polypterus senegalus (gray bichir), 2060 nucleotides. RefSeq names its product protein inscuteable homolog (gene insc). The coding region runs from base 222 to 1910 and encodes 562 amino acids. Gene Ontology annotation, cellular component: apical cortex. The transcript has 13 exons. Gene Ontology annotation, molecular function: cytoskeletal adaptor activity; protein binding. Gene Ontology annotation, biological process: asymmetric cell division; establishment of mitotic spindle orientation; apical protein localization. Lineage: Eukaryota; Metazoa; Chordata; Cladistia; Polypteriformes; Polypteridae. The record is from RefSeq and is a predicted model, not a curated record.